CUAACAACACCCCUACACCAGGGUCCUGUCCAUCAGAAACUCCUGUCCUGGGGAGUCUGGCCUGCCUGGCCUCAGGACACAGGCUAACUAAGGUGGCCCCAAAAUCCAGAAUGCAUCCAGAGGGAAGGUGGGAGAGUCCUUGGAGGUGCCUGUUGGCAGCCCUGUAAAGAGGUGGCCUCCCCCUACGGAGACCCGAGGAUCCCCGUACAGCCCUGAUUCAAUCAGCAGAGCCGAGGCUGCUCUGGCCCAGUGCACCUGCCUGCCCUGUCCAGGCCUGGGAGACAGGCUGCAUCUCACUGGCCGCCUUUGCCUGGGUGCCACCUGUGCACUGCUUGUUGCAAUUGCUAAUUGCUUUCUUUCCGAAGGGGCUUUGGUGGAUUUUUACAAUACCAGAUAGUACAGUUUUCUGUGCUGGACACAGAUGAGAAACGGUGCUUCUCGGGUGUUUGGGUCUGCAGCAGUGAUAGCCGGAGGGUCUAAUUACGCUCUUAGGAACCCUGAACUUGGUCAUCUGAACGGGGGUGAGAGGGUGCGCAAUGCUUUCUUCUUCUUUUUAAACUAGCAGGCGUUCUAAAAACGUGACGAACUUUCUUGGUUAGCCUUCCAGAGUAGGAGCUCGUUUAAACACGGAAUGAUAGGUGGCGUUUGCUUUUGUUUUGAUUGCGGGUCUCCAGCCUUCUCAGGUGCUUGGAAGGACAGAGCCUGGGCAGGGGUGGUCACUGGGGACAGUGGGGCUGGGAAUUUUGGGGGGCUGUUACAACCUUCUCCUGAAGCAGGGAUUCUCACUGCUUCCCCGUGGCCCUCCUGUCUGGCUGGGGACUUCCUUCAGAUGCCGGGAACAGGGCUCAAGCUGUAUGGGACUGGGCUGGAGUCUGGCUUCCCCUGGCUUGAGGCUGUAUUUCUAUGAUGGUGACCAAGUUCCCUAUCUUUCCUCUUGGAGGUGGUCUUGGCCGUGCUGGCCAAGCAUCUGCCAGUGGGCUACGUUCAUUGCACGUAAGUUAAGCAUGCUGGUGGCAGAGGCUGACUGUUAAGACCAGCAGCACCCGCUUUGCUGGCUGAGACUCUGGCUGUCUCUCCAAGAAAGGAAUGUUCUGGUCGCUUCUCAGAACAGGGGGCCGAAGUACCUGGGGCUCCUGGGGGUCCUGUGGGUGGGGAUCUGACUCCUGGGGCCGUGGACUGUGGGCCCAGACCCUGGGCUUGGUUCAGAUCCUGACGGCUCCCCGUUGUCUGUGGUGAUCUGGUUGCUCUGGGUGUCUGGGGAUCGGUGCACCUGUCUAAACCUGCUGAUGGAUGGGAAAGUGAGCUUGAUGGGGAGUCCCAGCGCUGAAUGGGUCUCCCAGUGAGGAGGGGUGGGUGUGGUCCGAGGUAUGUCCAGCUCUACCCGUGGCCUCUCUGGGCAUCAGGGUCCCUGGUAAUGGAGCCCAGCCUUUGUGCACUGAUCUUCCCAGCUGUUGUCACAGGCCCUGGGGAGGCGUGGAAGGCGAGGCCCAGGCAGGUGACUGUCAGAUCUGCCUCAGCCUUGCAGUGGCCCCUGCCUGCGCUUCCUCCUGCCUGGCUGGCUGUUUUCAUUCUGGCCCUUUGAGAACUUCCGGAGUCCCGGCUGCCUUCGAUGGGGGUGCUGGUCCCAUCAUCUUCCCAGCCGUGCCCUCCCGUGGAGCUCUGGAAAUCUUGAGGUUUCCCUAACCCUUCCCCCGCUUCCCUGCGGCCCCCACGGCAAGCCCACUAGCCUCUGCCUCUUAAGGGCUUCCCUGCUGUCACCUGUUUGUGUUCCUUUGUCACAGAUGUGAGUGUGUAGAGGUGUGAAGACAGGACCCGGGAUGUUGCUGAUGGCUUUGCCUGCGUGGCCUGGGGAGGGUCUCCCUCUCUGGUCCCUGCAAGCCACCUCUUUCCUAAGCCUGUGUGUCAGGUUGGGGGCAGUUCAGGGACCACUUCCAGCCUGAGUGGUCUCUGAUACUUGGAGACUGAGUUCUGAGAGCUUGGGGCAGCUUUUCCUCAGAGUCCCUGGACCCCCAAAGCCGGCCCCACAUCGAGGGAUGCUCUGAGCCCGUGCUGGAGGGUUGGAGGAGACUCUCCCCAAAUCCAGACCCUCUGCAGAACCCCCCGCCACUCUCCCAAGCAGGCCCUGUGGCGAGGCACAACUGUCCGACUGUGUCAGCCCAGUGCAGACAGGACGGCGACCCCGCCCCAUGCGGCUGCCCAGCUGCCCUCUGCAUGUGCUGUGUCCCCACCCCACCUGAGCAGCAGGCGGCCUUUCCAUGAGCACUCUGCCAGGCCUGGCCUCCGGGAGCAGAGGUCAGCUGAUACAGACCUGAGGUGCACCCGUGGGGGACCAGGGCUGGGUCCUGGCCUCACUGGGUUGGCUUGGGGGGUGCCCUGACACACUUGUUUAUGGCGGCUCACUUUUGACUUACUUGAAAGAGAACUUUACACUGAGGCCUUAAAUGGAAACCAGCACUACGUGGCACCUGGAGACAUGAUUCUGAUAAGUGGACAGGCUGCUACCCCGCAGCUAGAAGGCCCGAUUUGUGGUGGCGAGAUGAGCUCUUGCCUGCACCAGAGGAGCCUUUUUCCUGGGCAGAGUCAGGACUGAAAGAGACAAGCCCUCGAGGGGGCUGCGUACUGCUGCUGCUCUGUCACGUGCCCUGGCCGUGUGGGGCGGGGGUGCUGGUGGGACGGUCCCCAAGGUUGGAUGCAUGUUGCCUCGUGGAUGAAGGCCCGUGGUCUGGGGUGCUCCAUUUGGAACGUGUCAGGUCCACCCAUGGCUCCUGCCAGCUGCUUCUGUCUAGGAUAACCUGCCUCCGGGGAUGCUGGGGUCCCUGGGCUCAGGGGCUGGGCCUCAGCUCCAUCCCAUCCUCCCUCCCAUGCAUGUUUCACCCCUGGCUGCCCUCAGUCCCCUCGAGGACCCCUGCUUUUUCCUCUGCCCUUCCCUCACUGUGGACUUGGCCUGCAUGCCCUCCUGCCAGGGCACGGGGGCCGGUGUGUUUCCCACGCUCGUGUGCAGGAUCCGACCCCAGGCUGAUGGGGACCUGAGGCUGGUACCUGCAGCCACCCACUGUCGGCCACCCGUGGUGUGACCAGGCAGAGUGUCACCGUCGUCCCCUCUGGAGCUGCAUGUGACCUGAGCAGCAUGGUGCCCUCCAGCCCAGCGGUGGAGAAGCAGGUGCCCGUGGAACCUGGGCCUGACCCCGAGCUCCGGUCCUGGCGGCGCCUUGUGUGCUACCUUUGCUUCUACGGCUUCAUGGCGCAGAUACGGCCAGGGGAGAGCUUCAUCACGCCCUACCUCCUGGGGCCGGACAAGAACUUCACGCCGCAGGAGGUCACCAACAAGAUCACGCCGGUGCUGUCGUACUCCUACCUGGCCGUGCUGGUGCCCGUGUUCUUGCUCACCGACUACCUGCGCUACACGCCGGUGCUGCUGCUGCAGGGGCUCAGCUUCGUGUCGGUGUGGCUGCUGCUGCUGCUGGGCCGCUCGGUGGAACACAUGCAGCUCAUGGAGUUUUUCUACAGUGUCACCAUGGCCGCGCGCAUCGCCUACUCCUCCUACAUCUUCUCUCUCGUGCGGCCCGCGCGCUACCAGCGUGUGGCCGGCUACUCGCGCGCUGCCGUGCUGCUGGGUGUGUUCACCAGCUCCGUGCUGGGCCAGCUGCUGGUCACCGUGGGCCGAGUCUCCUUCUCCACGCUCAACUACAUCUCGCUGGCCUUCCUCACCUUCAGUGUGGUCCUCGCCCUCUUUCUGAAGCGCCCCAAACGCAGCCUCUUCUUCAACCGCGACGACCGCGAGCGGUGCGAAGCCUCGGCUUCGGAGCUGGAGCGCAUGAACGCCGGCCCGGGCGGGAAGCUGGGGCGCGCGCUGCGGGCGGCCUGCGGGGACUCCGUGCUGGCGCGGAUGCUGCGGGAGCUGCGGGAUAGCCUGCGGCGGCCGCAGCUCCGCCUUUGGUCCCUGUGGUGGGUCUUCAACUCGGCCGGCUACUACCUGGUGGUCUACUACGUGCACAUCCUGUGGAACGAGGUGGACCCCACCACCAACAGUGCACGAGUCUACAACGGCGCGGCCGAUGCUGCCUCUACGCUACUGGGUGCCAUCACGUCCUUCGCCGCCGGCUUCGUGAAGAUCCGCUGGGUGCGCUGGUCCAAGCUGCUCAUCGCAGGCGUCACGGCCACGCAGGCCGGGCUGGUCUUCCUUCUGGCGCGCACGAGUAGCAUCUGGCUGUGCUAUGCGGCCUUCGUGCUGUUCCGCGGCUCCUACCAGUUCCUCGUGCCCAUCGCCACCUUUCAGAUCGCAUCUUCUCUGUCUAAAGAGCUCUGUGCCCUGGUCUUCGGGGUCAACACGUUCUUUGCCACCGUUGUCAAGACCAUCAUCACCUUCAUUGUCUCGGACGCGCGGGGCCUGGGCCUCGCGGUCCGCAAGCAGUUCCAGUUAUACUGUGUGUACUUCCUGAUCCUGUCCAUCAUCUACUUCUUGGGGGCCAUGCUGGAUGGCCUGCGGCACUGCCAGCGGGGCCACCACCGGCCGCUGUCCCCGGCCCAGGACCUGAGGAGUCCCGUGGAGGAGAAGGCAGCACAGGUGCUGAGUGUACAGGACAAGGGCCUUGGAGGCCUGCAGCCAGCCCAGAGCCUGCCGCUCUCCCCAGAAGAUGGCCUGGGGACUUUGGGGCCAGCGUCCCUGGAGCAGAGACAGAGCGACCCAGCCCCAGCCCCGGCCCUGCAGGCAGCUGGAUUCCUGAGCCCAGUGACAGCCCCUUCUGCCUGCACUCCGUCCUCUGCCCAAGCCUCAGGCCCUGACGCUGCAGAUGAGACCUGUCCCCAGCCGGCUGUCCAUCCUUCUGGUGUCAGCAGGCUGGGUUUGCAGCGUCAUCCAAGUGACAGUGUUCAGAAUGUGAACCAGUGACUCUUGGGGGCCCCUGUGGUAACUUUGCAGGUGACCCUCGGUACGUCCCUGUGACCCCUGCCUCGAAGGUCACUUGCCUUAGCCACAGGGGCCUCUGCUUAUCCUGCUGGCAGGUCCCCUGGGAUUCCCCCCACCCUGUGCUGCACUCUAGCGGUGGCCACAGCCUGCUGGCGACACUCAGGGCAGCUGCCUGGCCAUGCUGUCCCUGCGCUGUGCCCCGUGGGCUUUGGUUGCUGGAAGAGGUGGGUGGUGGGCUCCUGUGUCCACCCGGCCUCACUGGCUCAUGCCCCUUGUGGGGCUUGAGACAAAUCCUCUGUGCCCCUCUGGGCUGGUGAAGUGGCCUUAGAUACCAGCUCAGGGGACACUGGCCACACAGGAGUUCUGAGCCCUCUAGGGCAGGGUGGGAGCCUAGGCCCCUGGGCAUAGCUGAGCUGUGACAUUGCUGGUCAUCCUCGGUGCUCUUGCGUUUUGGAAGAUGCUCUGCUUUUUUUUUUUCUCUUUUGAGACAGAGUCUCGCUCUGUUGCCCAGGCUGGAGUACAGUGGCGCGAUCUU
Cercocebus atys (sooty mangabey) is the source of this 5441-nucleotide messenger RNA. It is a transcript of the gene SLC19A1, whose product is annotated as solute carrier family 19 (folate transporter), member 1. NCBI's taxonomy places the organism in Eukaryota, Metazoa, Chordata, Mammalia, Primates, Cercopithecidae. Gene Ontology annotation, molecular function: folic acid binding; methotrexate transmembrane transporter activity; folate:monoatomic anion antiporter activity. The record is from RefSeq and is a predicted model, not a curated record. The transcript is spliced from 6 exons. Gene Ontology annotation, cellular component: apical plasma membrane; basolateral plasma membrane; plasma membrane. Gene Ontology annotation, biological process: methotrexate transport; folate transmembrane transport. The coding region runs from base 3128 to 4888 and encodes 586 amino acids.